Messenger RNA from Brassicogethes aeneus, 2547 nucleotides. The record is from the annotation of a GenBank genome assembly. Lineage: Eukaryota; Metazoa; Arthropoda; Insecta; Coleoptera; Nitidulidae.
AUGUACAAACUGAUGAUGAAGAUUAUAGUUGUGAUGAUGAUGACGAACAGAAUGAGAAUGAAUGCAGGUCCUUCUACUUCUAAUGCUCGUGAAAAUAUUUUGAAUAUAGUACAACAGUUACCCGAAAAACAGCAGAACCAAAUAAUAACUAAACUUUUGAAAAGAAAAAUAUCCAACAAUGCAUUGUUGGAUAUUAAUGAUAACAAGGCUAAAGAUGAGCUCGUGUUAAAUACUCUGGGAUCGAAGGUUCGGGUAACUGUAAAUAAAAAAAAAGAAAAAGAAGUAAGAUUUUCUGCCGAAAAAUUAGAUAACUUCCAAGCUAAUACUGGAUCGUCUACAAAUUACAUGAAAAAAUUGGCUAACUUCAUUCGUAGUUCUGCGGGUAGAAAAUCAGUUCCCAUGAAUUAUAAUCAACAUUUGUAUAAAAAAUCUAAUAUGCUGGAACACCUUUAUAAAGAUGGUUUCUACGAAUUCGAAACAUCCAACGAUGGAAUUAAAAAGAGGCCAGUUGUGUAUGCUACUGCAUCAGAACUCGUAGACUUUAUCUUUGAAAAACGAAACAUUGAACACAUAGAACAAUCAAAAAUAAAAGUAAUGGCAGAUGGAGGACAAGAUUUCUUUAAAAUUUCUCUUUCAAUAUCAAUUCCAGAAGACGACUUGAAAGAAAAUGACUUGGAUAAAAGUAAAAACGUUUCAACUUACUCUACUGGUGGAAGUAUGGCAAAUAAACGCAAAUUGACUAGUGUGUUUAAAUUGCUUUUAUUAGGCAUAGUGCCUCGGAUUAAAGAGACCUAUGAUAAUUUUAAAAUUUUGGUUGAAUUGACGAAACUCAAUGAGAUUCCCUUUAAAUUUCUUGGAGAUUUAAAGCUCGUUCUAUUGGUCAAUGGGCAGCAAACUGCAACAGCUUCUUACCCUUGCCCUUAUUGCUUCGUCACAUUAAAUGAAUUAAAAAGUUAUGAUAAAAUGAUUGAGGAAAAUGAUAUAAGCAGUGAUGACAAAAAUCUUGAUUUAAAGACUUACAAACAUUUAAAAGAUGACUACUUUAAAUUCAAGAGCUUGGGUAACGACAAAAAAAAAUCUAAAGAAUGUCGCAGUACAGUUCAUCACCCUUUAUUUAUUGAAGACGGUACUACUGAAGAUGAUAACAUGUACGUACUUCAGAAGUGUAUUCCUCCUGAACUACACCUAUUACAAGGGUUUGUCAACCAUCUUUUCUGGGACGGUAUAGUUAAAAUUGAGGAAAUUGGAAAAGAUAGAGCUUUAUUGUGGCCGAAUAAAUUAGGUAUAUCUCAUAAGAGCUAUCAAGGAGAAAUUUUUGAAGGCAAUCAAUGUCGGAAAUUACUUAAAGCGGCUGAUAAAUUGCAGGAUCCUGAAAUUUACGAGCUUGCAGGACCACUUCGUUUACAGCCUUAUAUUGCUGCAUUUAAAGCUAUGAAUAAAAUUGUUGAAAAGUGCUUUGCUGCAAAAAAAGCUGAUCUUACUGAUUUUAACAAAAAUUUAAAAGAACUCCGUGAAGCCUUAAAAAUUUUACAUAAGAACACCAGAGCUCAAGAUAAAACAAUUUGCAAGUGUAAAUUGUGUGAACUUGUAAGAACUCCAGGACAUGAAAACUUUGCGAAGAAUAGAGUUUUAAAAAAAAGUUCUCGUAAGUGUCCAAAAUGCAAGACCUUGUUGCGAAAAGGAAAAGCGCAUUUUUGUGUUGCUCAGAAAUAUGAAAAUUUGGUGGAGCAUGUUAUGUCGGCGCUUGCUCCAAAAGCCCAAGAGCAUUUAGUAAUCGAUUUAAUGAAAAAUAUUACUAGAGAUCCAAAUAUAAAUCUUCAAAAACCGGGUGCUGAAGUUAGUUUGUCUCGAAGAUGCGGGAAAGCGCUGAAAGUAGCCUUCAAUGUUGAUGCUAAAACUUCACCUAAGCCAAUUGUUGCGGAAGAUGUUUUGACAAUUGGAACGGAAUUCGGGCUUUCGAAUAAUGCUGUUGUCGGUAUUGCUUCUGCCAUUCGUAUUUCCACUAAAAGUAGACAAAUGUUUGAACCGAAAUUAAAGAAAAAAUUACGUACUAUUAGACAUUCAUUGGACAAUUAUUUUACUGUUAAAGAUUGUAAUGUGAUUCAUACAGAGAAGAGCAAUAAGAAAAGUGAGACUACAGAAGCUUUAGUUUAUUGCAAUGAUAUCGAAGGUCUUCUAAAAGUAAUUCAUGAGAAAAGAAAUAAUACUGAAACGCAUUUAAAAUUCGGCAUUGGCGGUGGAGGUGGAUUCUUGAAAAUUUGUCUCUCAGUUCAAGCAACUAAUGAAGAAACGAAUAAUGGAGAAAAACGAAGAACCUCUUACAAAAGGACUACCGGGACAACUAAAUUUAAAGACAGUGGCGUCAAAAAGCUAUUUUUGCUCGGAAUAGUCGCUCAUACCGAAGAAAAUUAUGAAAACGUAGCGAUGUUGUGGUUUCUAUUGCAAAUAAAUAAAUAUGAGGCGACGAUAGCAACGGACCUAAAAUUAGCCAAUAUUCUCACAGAAAUUAUGUCCCAUUCGAAUUAUGUAACAAGGAUAUUGAUUUAA